Alosa alosa (allis shad) is the source of this 744-nucleotide messenger RNA. It is a transcript of the gene ift27, whose product is annotated as intraflagellar transport 27 homolog (Chlamydomonas). Lineage: Eukaryota; Metazoa; Chordata; Actinopteri; Clupeiformes; Clupeidae. The record is from RefSeq and is a predicted model, not a curated record. The transcript is spliced from 7 exons. Gene Ontology annotation, cellular component: Golgi apparatus. Gene Ontology annotation, molecular function: GTP binding; GTPase activity. Bases 121 to 666 code for a protein of 181 amino acids.
UUGUAUGCUUGAGCUACAAGGAAGAUUGUGCGAGGGCUGGAGAACCGAUGAAGCUAAAAACAAAUGGUCUAGCUUCUAAGUGUUCAAGGCUGCAUUUGUGUUUCUUACUUGUUCCCGGCAAUGGUGAAGUUAAGGGCAAAAUGCAUUCUCGUUGGGGAUGCUGCGGUAGGGAAAAGCGCCUUGUCCCAGAUGUUCCGGAGCGACGGCGCCCAUUUCCAGAAAAUGUAUUCUAUGACCACAGGAGUGGAGUUGCUGACAAAGUGUGUGAACAUCCCGAACACUAGUGACAGUGUGGAGCUGUACAUCUUCGACUCGCCCGGGAAAGAAAUCUUUGCGGAGUUCUGUGAGAAAAUGUGGGGGCAGCCGUCGGUGGUGUGUGUGGCGUUUGACAUCACCAGCACGGCGUCCUUCAGUAGCUGUGGCCGCUGGCUGGAGAGGGUGCGGGCCCUCUCCCAGGGCCUCCAGGUCCCGGGGGUGCUGGUGGGCACCAAAUCAGACCUGUCGUCACGGAGGGAGGUGGAGGCGACCGUGGCCCAGGAGUGGGCUCAGAGCCAAGGGCUGGAGUACUUUGAGACGUCCGCCAAAGAGAUGGAGAACUGCGAUGCCCCGUUUGUCUGUCUGGCCCAGGGCUUUCACGCUCUCCAGAACCAGAUCGAGACCGUCUAGAGUAUCUUUUCCCCCUUAGCACACACUACACACUACGAACACACACUACACACUACGGACACACACUACACACUACGG